Messenger RNA from Cuscuta epithymum, 1441 nucleotides. The record is from the annotation of a GenBank genome assembly. Lineage: Eukaryota; Viridiplantae; Streptophyta; Magnoliopsida; Solanales; Convolvulaceae.
UGGGAGCAGUUAUGGCAGCGAGUAACGACUAGCUUAGGCACUGCAAGUUGCGUCAAUCGUCUUCCCUAGAAACACUCGCCACUUCUUUCUUCCCAUAACUUCUCCAUAGUAACCACUCCCGCUCAACCUCAUUCUCGUUUCAACUGUUUUUCUUAUCUCUAGCCGUACUUUCCAUUACUCCAAAAUCGGCAUUCAAAGUCAGAAACCCAUAGAUAGUUACUGCUCUUCCAUACAAACAGGGGAUGGAGUCUGGAAAUGGUGGUCUGGCUGAAGAGGAUGAGAGGGAAUGUUUGAUUGACAAAGAAAAUGGGGAAGAGGUGUUUGUGGAAAUGCCUGAAUCGUCUUUAAAGUCGAAAGAAUCUGGGGGAGAAAGUUCAUUUGCUUCUGCUAAAGGAGUUGAUUCAUCCAAAACUCUUAAGACUUCUCAUGCGAGUAAAAAAGGAACUACCAGCAGAAGAACAAGUUUAACCGCUUCUACUCAAAGCUUUGAUCUGUCUAAGGUUGGCAAGUCUUGUUCUGCUAAUGGAACUGAUUCAUUGAAAGGAACUGGUGAAACGUCCAAACCCAUAACAGAUGUUGUGCAUCAUAAGGAGGAAGAGGAUUCUAAUUCUACAGCUUCAUCCAGUGCCACUCCUCAAGGACAGCGGAGGAUGAGUGGUCCCGGAUUUUCCUUUAGAUCGGAACAGCGGGCUGAAAAACGAAAAGAGUUCCUUACAAAGAUAGAAGAAAAGAUACAAGCAAAGGAAGAGGAAAAGAGCAAAUUGCAGGCAAAAUCCAAAGAAAGCCAAGAGGCCGAGAUAAAGCAGCUAAGAAAGAGCUUGGCUUUUAAAGCUACUCCAUUGCCAAGCUUCUACAAGGAACCUCCUCCAAAAGUUGAAUUGAAAAAGAGGCCCACAACACGUCCCAUAUCUCCUAAGCUUGGGAGGAACAAAUCAUCUGCAUCAUCAGCAACCGGCGGUUCAGAAAGUCUUAGCCCCAAGACUGUUACAAAACCGGGAAAGUCUCCCCAGGCCUUACAAGCAAACAGCAAUAAGAAUGGUGCCACCUCAUCAAAAGGGACAAGAAUGAAUCCCCAGGAUGGCAAUCAUUCUCAUCAAUCUUCAGCGUCCAAAAAGGGAACAAAGAGCUAUGAUGAGAAACCUUGUCCUGAUCAAACUGAAGUGGAUUUAGGAGAAGACAAUGUGGCAUGUGUUCCUGCUUCAAAUACAGUAUUGGUUGAAGGUUGAAGAUCUCAAGUUUAACUUUACAUACACAGAGUAUCCUGUACUUUAGUUGUUUGUAUUUUCAACAUGGUUUUUAAAAGUUACAGAGUAUAUGAAUUUCUAUGAAGCUGCAAAUACAGUUCUUGUAUCUCACCUGAAUGACUCAAAACUUGUUCUUCUGUUAAAUAUAUUAUGUCAUUCACCUUCCUUUUUGAGAUAUAUUUGAAUUCACUAUGCUA